Molecule: messenger RNA, 1917 nt
Organism: Cryptomeria japonica (Japanese cedar)
Lineage: Eukaryota; Viridiplantae; Streptophyta; Pinopsida; Cupressales; Cupressaceae
Product: urea-proton symporter DUR3
Exons: 3
Coding region: 1-1599 (532 amino acids)
Biological process (GO): urea transmembrane transport
Cellular component (GO): plasma membrane
Molecular function (GO): urea transmembrane transporter activity
Source: RefSeq, a predicted model, not a curated record
AUGAAAUCAAUGUUUUCCAUUCUAUUCCACUCCAUAGCAAUACCAAUUGCACUGCAAUUUAUAAGUGCAUCAAUACAUUAUGUUUACAUUCCUAGUUCAGAGGCAUUGAUACUAACAAUUUGCACUUUGGAUAGGGCAGUUCACGUAGUUUUGGUGGUAUUUAUAUAUUUAGUGUAUACAUCGAGCUCUCAGCUGGGGAGUCCAAAGAUUGUGUAUGAAAAACUUCUUAUGGUGGCAAGCAAAACAAGGAACUGCAGAGAACCAUUGUCACAUGAAGGGCAGGCAUGUGGUCCUGUAAGUGGAAAUAAUGGAGGUUCAUACCUCACCAUGUUAAGUACUGGGGGCCUUGUUUUUGGCAUCAUAAAUAUUGUUGGCAACUUUGGUACUGUCUUCGUGGACAACGGAUAUUGGGUCAGUGCUAUAGCAGCACGGCCAUCCUCUGCCCACAAAGGUUACUUGCUAGGAGGUCUUGUUUGGUUUGCUAUUCCAUUUUCAUUGGCAACAUCAUUAGGCCUUGGUGCUGUAGCUCUUGAUCUUCCAUUGACAGCAACUGAGGCUAAGCAUGGACUGGUGCCACCUGCUACAGCAAUAGCUCUUAUGGGAAAGGGUGGUGCUGUGUUGCUUCUUACAAUGUUAUUCAUGGCAGUGACAUCUGCUGGUUCCUCGGAGCUCAUUGCAGUGUCUUCACUAUGCACAUAUGACAUCUACCGAACUUAUAUCAAUCCCAACGCCAAUGGGAAGCAGAUCCUCAAAGUCUCCAGGGCAGUGGUUCUCACAUUUGGAUGCCUUAUGGGUGUCCUGGCAGUGGUACUGAACAAGGCUGGAAUCUCCUUGGAAUGGAUGUACUUAGCCAUGGGAGUGCUUAUUGGUUCAGCUGUAAUGCCCAUAACUUUCCUACUCCUAUGGAGCAAAGCCAAUUCAGUGGGAGCAAUAGCAGGAACAAUAGGAGGUUGUAUAUUGGGCAUAAGCACAUGGCUCUCCGUGACAAGUAUAGAAUAUGGAAGGGUAAAUCUUGAUACAACAGGAAGGAAUGCACCCAUGCUUGCUGGGAACCUGGUGUCAAUACUAUCAGGGGGGCUAAUUCAUGCAGUCUGUAGUUUUCUUUGGCCCCAAAACUAUGACUGGGAAACAACCAAAUGUAUUACUAUGGUGGAGAUGGAUGAGAUAUGCUUGCCUGCAGAAGAAUAUGAGGAGGAAAGGCUGAGGAGAGCCAAAAUAUGGAUUGUCAAGUGGGGCAUAGGAUUUACUGUUGUAAUUGUGGUUUUGUGGCCCAUUCUCUCACUCCCAGCUAAAGUUUUCAGCUCGGGUUACUUCACAUUCUGGGCUGUCGUCUCCAUUGCUUGGGGUAGUAUUGCUUCCCUGGUCAUUAUCAUACUUCCUUUGAUUGAAAGCAGGGGGACUGUUGGGACUGUGCUGUUGGGCAUGUUUACAAAUGAUAGUGUUGUGGAAAGGCUUGAGGAAAUAAAUUCCAGACUCUCAGCAAUUUUGCAAGCAAUGCCUGAAGCAGAGAGACUAUAUUUGCUCGAAAAGGAAAGGAUCAACAGAGGACAAGUGAUGGAUGCAUUCAAUGUUGAUUAUGCAAAUCCAAAUCAGCUCUGAAUAUGUGAAAACGAGAGAUGGUUAGAUUCAAAUUUAUAUUUAAAAUGAAUGAACUUCGGGGUAACCGUGUAUAGUUAUAUCGGACGUGUAUACUGCCAGAUCUUCAACAAUAACACCAUCUAUAUAAAAGGGGAAUGAGGAAAUAAAGAAACGUAAAUGGUUAAUGGGAAGGCAGAUAGAACAGCCCAGCAUAAAUGAUGAAAUCAAUAGUAAUGUAUUUCAUUAGUUCCUGUGCUAGCCUGGCAGUUAUAAGAAUAAGGUUUGUUGUAUUUUAUUUCAUGGACGACUCGUUAAUUAAAGGUUAUUGUUUUUGUUGCC